Paramormyrops kingsleyae is the source of this 1934-nucleotide messenger RNA. RefSeq names its product growth factor receptor-bound protein 2a (gene grb2a). NCBI's taxonomy places the organism in Eukaryota, Metazoa, Chordata, Actinopteri, Osteoglossiformes, Mormyridae. The record is from RefSeq and is a predicted model, not a curated record. Gene Ontology annotation, molecular function: protein binding.
CUGGGCUGGCUCGCUCCACAAUGCUAGUUGCGGCGUAAGGGCGCGGCUCCAUCAAACACUUUCUAAAGUGGCGCGUCGCGUGCAAUUCUUCAUUUUAUCGUACGCAAUUUUAGCAGGGGGCGCUAACUAAUGUAACUUUGCACCUGCAGACCGGCGGCCGUGGCGUGAAGAGCUGCUGUAGUGCGGAGAGAGACACCCCGGGUUCGCACGGCUUGUUGUUUUUCCUCUGCGCUCCCUCCGCUCGCCGACAAAGAGCGCCUCGCCUCGCCGCUCCGCGACGCACCGCACCGCGGCCGCGUACCUGUUACUCCCGCAGCGCACAGGUGUCCAGCGACCCGGCACCAUGGAAGCCGUCGCUAAGUACGACUUCAAAGCCACUGCGGAUGACGAGCUAAGUUUUAAACGAGGGGAAAUCCUAAAGGUCUUAAAUGAAGAAUGCGACCAGAACUGGUACAAGGCGGAGCUCAAUGGAAAAGACGGCUUCAUCCCCAAGAACUACAUCGAAAUGAUGGCGCAUCCGUGGUUCUUUGGGAAGAUCCCCCGGGCGAAGGCGGAGGAGAUCCUCAACAAGCAGAGACACGACGGAGCCUUCCUCAUCCGGGAGAGCGAGAGUGCGCCGGGGGAUUUCUCCCUCUCCGUCAAGUUUGGGAAUGAUGUUCAGCACUUCAAGGUUCUGCGUGAUGGGGCAGGAAAAUAUUUCCUAUGGGUGGUUAAGUUCAACUCGCUGAACCAGCUGGUAGAGUACCACCGAUCUACCUCGGUGUCACGGAACCAGCAGAUCUUCCUGAGGGACAUCGAGCAGGUCCCCCAGGUGAGCCAGCGUUCGUAUGUCAAGGCGCUGUUUGACUUCGACCCCCAGGAAGAGGGUGAGCUGGGUUUCCGGCGUGGGGACUUCAUCCAAGUGCUGGACAACUCCGACCCCAACUGGUGGAAGGGGGCGUGCCAUGGGCUGACGGGCAUGUUCCCCCGCAACUACGUCACACCUGUCAAUCGGAACAUGUGACCAGCACAUGCCUCGCUCUGCCCUGCCCUCUAUCCCGAAGCCCGCCAUAACCCUCCCCCAACUCGCCAACCCCCACCCCCCCCUCCACCAGCCCAUAAAGGCAUCCAGACCAUCGCUGAAGAAUGUAGCAGCCCACCUCAAAGAGGGUGGGGGGGGUCAUUCGGCAAACAAUGCAGCGGAUUUACAUCACUGAGAACGUGUGGCAUAACAGUGAAAGCUGCAGGCUGGAUGGAAACUGGAGAAAAUGGAACGGAAGGGAAUGGGAAAGGAAGGGAAUGGGGAAAAGAGGAGGAGGAGUGGGGGACCCGGAAGCAGCGGCUGAGUCAUCCAGAGAGCACGUGUCACCUGCAGACUCCCCUGGCUGCCUCUGCCUCCCUCCCACUCACUCACGCUGCAGUUUGUUUCCAUGCAUUCUAAUCCGAUAAAAUGUCAGUAAUAAUAAAUAUACAUAUUUCAGAAUGGAAAGGUAAGGAGGGCUUGAUGAAGUGGGAGGAGAGUCUCCAGUGUACAGACUAGAUCCGCCUGGGCAUCAACUCUGGGCUCUGUGAAUAAAAUCCAUUUAUAUAAACAGUAUAUAUAAUUAUAAAUACACAUUUGUACGUAUGAGUAUAUAUGUGUAUUGAUGGCCACACCAAUGUUUGUGUUUCUUCCCUUUUUGUCGUAAUCUAUUCCCAAACCCCGUUCCUUCUCGAUGUACUUUACUGUAACCUCUGUUGUCUAUGGGCAAGGCCGUCCGGCUGAUUUGGAAAUCGCUCUGGAUCCCGAAAGCGCCUUUACGGAAAGUGGCGGGGGCGCCUUUUUAAAGCAGGGACUAUUUUCCGACUCAUGGGGAAACCUGAAGCCUAUCUCUAUCUCUAUCUCUAUCUCUAUCUCUAUCUCUAUCUCUAUCUCUAUCUCUAUCUCUAUCUCUAUCUCUAUCUCUAUCUCUAUC